AUGGAAGCUAAACAGAACUCCCAAUUACCUCACAUAGUCAUGUUACCACCUCCAGCACUAUUAGGUCAUCUCAUUCCCUUCAUUGAGUUUGCUAAAAAGCUUGUCUUCCAGUAUAAUUUCUCAGUCACCUUCAUAAUCCCAAGUGAUGGUUCGUCCAUUAACUCCCAAAAGGCCUUACUUGAAACCGUUCCCGUGAACUCUAUUUUUCUUUCUCCAGUGUCCAUUGAUGAUCUCCCUAAGGGCUCAGGUAUCGAAACCCGCAUGUCAAAUAGCAUAAUUCGAUCACUGCCGGCUAUUCGCGGAAGGUUGAAUGAACUCAACAAGUCUAAUCGUAUUUCAGCUCUUGUGGUGGAUCUUUUCUGUCCAUUCGCCAUUGAUGUAGCUAGAGAAUUCAGUAUUCCCACUUACAUCUUUUUUAUUACAGCAGCCACGGACUUGUCACUGGGCUUCAAUCUGCAGGAACCCGAGUCCAGUUUGUCUGAGUAUGGAAAUUUACAGGAAACCGUUGAAUUAGCCGGUUCUCUAACAUUACACGGGUCAGACAUACCCGAUUCGAUACGAGAUAAGAGCAAUGAUGCCUAUAAAUGGACUGUUGAGUUGUGCAACAGGUACAGAUUAGCUGAUGGAAUCAUUGUUAAUAGUUAUCUGGAGUUGGAAACAGAUGCCUUUAAGGAUUUGCAGCAACAUGGAUCGAGCAUUCCACCGAUUUAUCCGGUUGGACCGCUGAUACAAUCCAGCUCGGAUAGUGAAACUGACCCUGGAUCCAAAUGUAUUGAAUGGUUAAAUCAGCAACCACCUAGGUCUGUGCUGUAUGUUUCCUUUGGCAGUGGCGCCACAUUAUCGAAGGAACAAUUUAAUGAAUUGGCGUUGGGUUUGGAAAUGAGUGGGCACAGAUUUCUUUGGGUUGUGAGGAGCCCACAAGAAAAUGCUGUGGCUGCCUAUUUCAGUAAUCAAAAGGCUAAAAGCCCUUUUGAUUAUCUGCCCACAGGGUUCUUGGAGAGGACAAAAGACAAGGGUCUAGUUGUGGAUUCAUGGGUUCCUCAAGUACAAAUCUUGAGCCAUGGCUCAACAGGAGGGUUUGUGACACAGUGUGGGUGGAAUGCAAUUCUUGAAAGUGUAGUGAAUGGUGUGCCUGUAAUUGCAUGGCCACUAUGUUUUGAGCACAAGAUGAAUGCAGUAUUCUUGACUGAUGGUUUGAAGGCUGCAAUUAGGGUUAAGGAGAAUGAGAAUGGCCUUGUUGAGGAAGGGCAAAUCUCAAAUCUUGUAAAAGAAUUGAUCGAAGGAGAAGAAGGAAAACAAGUUCAACACAGGAUGAGAGAGCUCAAGAAUGUUGCUGCAAAGGCCUUGACCCUGGAUGGAUCUUCCACCAAGUCAUUUGUCGAGGUUGUCCGAAAAUGGACCGGCAACACGCAAUGCUAG
Fraxinus pennsylvanica is the source of this 1419-nucleotide messenger RNA. The record is from the annotation of a GenBank genome assembly. NCBI's taxonomy places the organism in Eukaryota, Viridiplantae, Streptophyta, Magnoliopsida, Lamiales, Oleaceae.